UUACAAGGAGCGGAAGAGGAAGUUCGACCUUGUUAAAGAUGGCGACCCCCUAUGUGACUGAUGAAUCUGGGAAAUAUAUCGCCGCCACGCAGCGGCCGGACGGCACGUGGAGGAAACCGCGGCGGGUGAAGGAUGGAUAUGUUCCGCAGGAGGAGGUACCCGUCUAUGAAAACAAGUAUGUGAAGUUCUUUAAGAGUAAACCCGACUUGCCACCCGGCAUGAACCCGGAGGACGCGGCCAUCGCCCGACAGCAGCAGCAGGCUUUGAGUGGAACAGACGGGCAGAGUGUCACACCUGGAGUCUCAAAAACAGCAAAACGGAAUAUGAAGCGCAAAGAAAAACGCAAACAGCAGAGUCAGCACCAUCAGGAGGCCAGCGAGGAGGUCUUGAGUAAAGACAUGGAUAGAAUGAAUAUCUCGGCAGAGGAGAGGAGGGUCAGCUCCGACCCGGACCCCGAUCCUGGCAGCACAGAUCCGUCUGCAGCUGCUGCAGAGAAGCUCAAAAAGAUCAAGAAUCUGCGCAAGAAGCUGCGGCAGGUGGAGGAACUCCAGCAGAAGGUGGAUUCUGGAGAGCUGAAAAACCCAAGCAAGGAACAGCUGGACAAACUGGAGCGAGGCCAGGCAUUACAAGAGGAGCUUCAGAUCCUGGAACAAGAUUUGUGAACUGGGGGAGAUAUUUGUAGGCUCAGUGGUUCGGAAAACGUGUCAGUUUCCAUCAUGUCAGAGUGUAUUUCUGUAUCGAUCAGCAGCUAUCACCACUUUUCUACAUUCUUGUGUUCCGUACAUAAUGAACAUGUACUGUGGACUCAGAACCUUUGGGAGUGCAAAUGGUUUCCGCUCUUUCAUUAAAACCCAUCACAAUUUCACUCUC
Messenger RNA from Triplophysa dalaica, 870 nucleotides. It is a transcript of the gene pym1, whose product is annotated as PYM homolog 1, exon junction complex associated factor. Gene Ontology annotation, molecular function: RNA binding. Lineage: Eukaryota; Metazoa; Chordata; Actinopteri; Cypriniformes; Nemacheilidae. Gene Ontology annotation, cellular component: cytoplasm; exon-exon junction complex. The coding region runs from base 39 to 662 and encodes 207 amino acids. Gene Ontology annotation, biological process: exon-exon junction complex disassembly. The transcript has 3 exons. The record is from RefSeq and is a predicted model, not a curated record.